AUGGAUACAACCCCAUUAACCACCCUCGCAGGCCAAAUCUCCUCCUCCGCCUCCCUGAUAUCACAAUUCCUGCAAUCCAACAACCACCCCCAGCCCUCCUUCGCCCCAGAUGCACCACCCUCCUUCCCACCCGCCCGAACACCCAUCACCAACGCCCGACAAGCCCUCAUCGAAGCCGCCCAAACACUCAUCGACCUCACGACCGGCCCCGCCGAACACCUCCGCUGGCUCGCCUGCCGCUCCCACGACAUGUCCAGCCUCCGCUGGAUCUCCCACUACAAUAUCGCAGCCUCCGUCCCCCUCGACAAGCCCGUGCCCUUCGCGACUGUCGCGCACACCGCAAACGUCCCUGAGGAUAUCCUCAAGCGAAUGACCCGCCACGCAAUGACGAACCGACUCUUCAGCGAGCCGGAACCGGGCUUGCUCGCGCAUACCGCGGCCUCUGCGUUACUGGUGCGCAGCCAGGCACUCAAGGACUGGGUCGGGUACACGACGGAGGAAACAUACCCGGCCUCGACGAGGGUGGUUGAAGCGCAGGAGAGGUUUGGGGCUAGUGAUGACCCGACGCAGACGGGGUACAGUGUUGCCUUUGGGACGGGGGAGCCGAUGUUUGUGCAUAUGGCGCGGGAUCCGGAGCGGGUGAGGAGGUUUGCGAAUACCAUGGUCGAGAUGACUUCGACGGAGGGGUAUGGGAUUGCGCAUCUUGUUGGGGGGUAUCGGUGGGGUGGGAUUGGGGGGGCGAGGGUUGUUGAUGUGGGUGGUUCAACGGGCCAUGCGUGUAUUGCUAUAGCAGAGAAAGCGCCGGAUGCAACGUUUAUUGUCCAGGAUCUCGCUGGGGUCGUUGAUCAGGGGAAGAAAACUUUGCCUGAGAACCUCAAGCCGCGGAUUACAUUCGAAGAACAUGACUUCUUCACGACGCAGCCUCAGUCUGCGGAUAUAUACCUCCUGCGGUUCAUCCUGCACGACCAUCCGGACGCAGCCGCGGUUAAUAUCGUCAGAAGUCUCGUCCCGGUAAUGCGAAACGGUUCCAGGCUGUUAAUCAACGAUGGAGUCCUUCCGGAGCCGAAUACCUUGCCAAAAGGGGAGGAGAGGGUUGCACGGAUCAUGGACUUGGAAAUGUUGACUACUUUCAACGCGCGCGAGCGUCCAUUGGCAGACUGGGUCAGGCUCUGUGCAGAAGCAGAUAGUAGACUCCAGCUACACUCGGUGUCAAAGCCAGAAGGCAGUGUCUUGUCGAUUCUGGAAUUCGUUUACGAGGGCGGCAAUCAGCAUGAAGGUUGA
Molecule: messenger RNA, 1281 nt
Organism: Aspergillus puulaauensis
Lineage: Eukaryota; Fungi; Ascomycota; Eurotiomycetes; Eurotiales; Aspergillaceae
Exons: 3
Coding region: 1-1281 (426 amino acids)
Molecular function (GO): O-methyltransferase activity
Source: RefSeq, a predicted model, not a curated record